AUGGUUCCUCAGCGUGGUCUAGAAUGGAUUAAGACCACGUUUAGCUUAGAGCCUCGCUGGGUCAUUGAGCCCCAGUUGGACGAUAUCAAAGCAGAAAUACAGGCCAUCCUAAACUGGACUGGAGAUUUCAGAGUGACGUUCAUUGCACAAGGGGCUUUCAACAAACUUUACAAAGUAGAAAAUGGUAACGAUGCGCUUGUGAUGCGCAUCUCUCUUCCUGUCGACCCUGGGUCGAAGACGGAGAGCGAAGUGGCCACCCUGCAUUUCAUGUUGGAAAACGGCGAGAUUCCAGUACCAAAAGUCAGAGCCUAUGAUUCUUCAAGCUCCAAUCGAGUAGGGUUUGAAUGGAUACUCAUGGACUUGAUGCCUGGUAUACCUUUGCAUGACAGAUGGAGAUACAUGACUUGGGGUGCAAAAGAAGCAUUAAUUCAGCAAUUGGCAACACACUAUACCUCUAUGUAUAGACAACAGUUCGAUACAAUUGGAAAUGCAUAUCUCAGCAGUGAAGGGCGAAGAUCUCGCAUACCUUAUAUUGGAAAGAUCGUGUCCAUGCAAUUUUUCUGGGGUGACCAUAUAUCCCAGGAUGUCUUGAGAGGACCAUUUCAUUCAAGUCAAGAUUGGCUCUCUGCCCGUUUAUCAUUUGACGAGUCAGACUCUAGGAAAAUCCUCAAUCAGAGCGAAGAUGAAGAUGACCGCGAGGACGCCGAAGACACAUUGAAAAUACUGACCCGUCUCAGGAAACUCCUUCCAGAUCUCCACUUCUCUCCACAUGAGCCAACAAUGUUCUUCCACGACGAUCUCUCUCAACACAAUAUUCUUGUUGACGAGGCUGGAAAUCUGACGGCUGUCAUUGAUUGGGAAUGCGUAUCCACUUUGCCUUUGUGGAAAGCUUGUCAGUUUCCAGCUUUUCUCGAGGGUAGAAACCGAGCUGAGGAGCCCCUUCAACAGAAUUACCAGCGUGAUGGCCAGAUCAGCGACUUGUUCUGGGACCACUUGUUAGAGUACGAGCUGGCGCAGCUACGGACAUCCUUCUUCCAGCAGAUGGAGCAACUUGAGCCAAAGUGGACCCUUGCCUAUCGCUCGAGUCAGCCGCUAAGGGACUUUGAUCUCGCGGCCAAGAACUGUAGUGAGCCGUUCAGUCUCCGGACAAUAAAUGCAUGGCUUGAUGAUGUUGAGAACAAUGUCAUAGGUGCUCAAAGCCUCGAGCAGAGGCUGCGUCAAUGA
Bacidia gigantensis is the source of this 1224-nucleotide messenger RNA. RefSeq lists its product as uncharacterized. The transcript has a single exon. NCBI's taxonomy places the organism in Eukaryota, Fungi, Ascomycota, Lecanoromycetes, Lecanorales, Ramalinaceae. The record is from RefSeq and is a predicted model, not a curated record. Bases 1 to 1224 code for a protein of 407 amino acids.